AUGGCCGAUCUGUACGGAACGCCGCAGGACUCGGAAGAAAUCUCCAACAUUCUCAGCCACCUCCUCCACCACGGCGGCUCCCCCUUCAAGCCCUCCUCUUACACGCACCUCCUCAACUCCUCAGUCCCGCCGCCGUCUCACGAGUUGCUGGCCCGAUCAGCCGACCGGUCCGACUCCGACCGCCCCUCCGACUUCAAUUUCUCCGACUCCGGCGGGUACUUCGUGGACUCCGACGCCAACACUUCGAAGAAGAAGAAAGGGAGGAGAGUCUCGUCGGAGAAUGAUCUCGGUGACGUCAGCUGUGACAGUGAGGGUCCUGAAGCGCCGGAGGUUCCGUUGAACCCUGCGCCGCCGCGUAGUUUGUCCAAGAGGAGCAGAGCGGCGGAGGUCCAUAACUUGUCGGAAAAGAGAAGGAGGAGUAAGAUUAAUGAGAAAAUGAAAGCUUUGCAGAACCUGAUUCCUAAUUCUAACAAGACGGAUAAGGCGUCAAUGCUGGAUGAAGCAAUUGAGUAUUUGAAGCAGCUCCAGCUUCAAGUACAGAUGUUAACAAUGAGAAAUGGACUGGGUUUGCAUCCCAUGUGCUUACCAGGUAUGAUGCAGCCUGUGGAGUUGCCUCAUAUGGCAUUGGGCUUUGACGAAGGAAGUAACAAAGUUCCAAAGUCUAGCAGAGGAACGAGUCCAUUUUUUGGGAGUGAAGAGAACUCAAUGCAGUCAGCCUAUAAUGUUUCUAGUGGAUGCACAAUCUCAAAUCAGCCAAUGGUCAUACCCUCAGCUGCAAAUGUCCAUACUCCGGAAGCUUCAUUUGUUUUUGAACCAUCAACUCAAGCUUACUACAGACCCGUCUUUGUUGCCACAUCUUCUAAGGUAAAUUCAAGCAUGAAGCGUAAUACUUCUCCAAUUUCCAAACCUACCCAGAACCCAACAAUCCCAAAUGUCUCCAAGGAGAUCCAAGAAAUCCGAAUCGACUGCUCCCGGACCAACCCGCCUGACCCGAAACCCGACCCGGUGGUGGAGUCUGAUCCUCUGGCCAGGGCACAGGCGGUGCUGCUUCAGCCUGAGGAGGAGAGCCCGGCGAGCACCGGAAGGCAGAGGAUUCACAUUGAGAUUGGGAAGGACCAUCGGAUUUCGUACCCGGAGAAAGGCGGUGGUGGGUCGUCGUAUGGGAGCGGUGAGGUUCGCUCCGGCGACCAGGGGGGGAGUACGGGGCCGGAGGUGUCGCAUUUGGGGUGGGGGCAUUGGUAUACUCUGAGAGAGCUUGAGGAUGCUACCAAUGGGUUUGCUGAUGAGAAUGUGAUUGGUGAAGGUGGAUAUGGGAUUGUGUAUAGAGGUGUUCUAAUGGAUAGCUCAAUGGUUGCGGUGAAGAAUUUGCUUAAUAACAAGGGACAAGCUGAGAAGGAGUUCAAGGUUGAAGUUGAAGCAAUUGGACGUGUUCGCCAUAAGAAUUUAGUGAGGUUGCUUGGCUACUGUGCUGAAGGAGCUCAUAGGAUGCUUGUGUAUGAGUAUGUUGACAAUGGAAACCUGGAACAAUGGCUUCAUGGGGAUGUCGGCCCUGUCAGCCCUCUUACAUGGGAGAAUCGUAUGAACAUAAUACUUGGGACAGCGAAAGGGUUGACAUACUUGCAUGAGGGACUAGAGCCCAAGGUUGUUCAUCGUGAUAUUAAGUCCAGCAACAUCUUGCUUGAUAAGCAGUGGAACUCGAAAGUAUCUGACUUUGGCCUAGCAAAGCUCCUGGGAUCAGAAAGGAGUUACGUGACAACUCGUGUGAUGGGAACUUUUGGAUAUGUAGCUCCAGAAUAUGCUAGUACUGGCAUGUUGAAUGAGAGAAGUGAUGUUUAUAGUUUUGGGAUUCUCAUAAUGGAGAUCAUUUCGGGCAGAAACCCAGUAGACUAUGGCAGGCCUGCAGGAGAGGUGAACCUAGUUGAAUGGCUUAAAACAAUGGUUACCAAUCGGACCGCCGAGGGAGUUUUAGAUCCUAGGCUGCCAGAGAAGCCUUCUUCCAGGGCAUUGAAGCGUGCUCUUCUUGUUGCCUUGCGUUGCGUGGACCCGAAUGCUCAGAAGAGGCCAAAAAUGGGGCAUGUGGUCCAUAUGCUUGAAGCUGAUGAGUUCCCUUUCAGAGAUGACCGCAGGCCUGGAAGAGAAUAUGGACGCUCACCACGUGAUGCUGCAAAGCGUGUUAUGGAAUCAGGUGAUAGUAGCGGGUAUGACAGUGGUGCCCAAACUAACAUAUCAGUAUGGAGAAAGCAAGAAGUUGAAGAAGUGAGUUAGCCUACCGGUCACCAGCUUUGUGUGUAAGGUGAAUUGACACACCUUGUUUUACUCAUGUGCCUAUGUCUAGAUCUAGAUCAACUGUUAUUUAUGUUCCUGUAUAGUAGCUAGUCAUGUCAAUAUGAGUUCGGAGUCCAGCAUUUUGUUCCCUUCUCUUGAUGUAAUUGGAAUAACCAGAAUUCUUCUGCUUUUCCCACUGGCUGUUGUAUAAUCAUCUUAGUAUGAAUAGAUCAUUUUCAUUUUUUCUUA
Molecule: messenger RNA, 2514 nt
Organism: Fragaria vesca subsp. vesca
Lineage: Eukaryota; Viridiplantae; Streptophyta; Magnoliopsida; Rosales; Rosaceae
Exons: 12
Coding region: 1-2265 (754 amino acids)
Biological process (GO): protein phosphorylation
Molecular function (GO): protein kinase activity; ATP binding
Source: RefSeq, a predicted model, not a curated record